GUGGGAUAAUACACACGACUGGAAUGUGGGUGUGGAUGGGUAUAGUUUGCUCAGGAAGGAUAGACAGGGGAAAAAGGGAGGAGGUGUUGCCUUAUAUAUUAAAAAUGUACACACUUGGACUGAGGUGGAGAUGGACAUAGGAGAUGGAAGUGUUGAGAGUCUCUGGGUUAGGCUAAAAGGGGUAAAAAACACGGGUGAUGUCGUGCUGGGAGUCUACUACAGGCCACCUAAUCAGGUGGAAGAGGUGGAUGAGGCUUUUUUCAAACAACUAACAAAAUCAUCCAAAGCCCAAGAUUCGGUGGUGAUGGGGGACUUCAACUAUCCAGAUAUAUGUUGGGAAAAUAACACCGCGGGGCACAGACUAACCAAUAAGUUCCUGGACUGCAUUGCAGACAACUUUUUAUUUCAGAAAGUUGAUAAAGCUACUAGGGGGGAAGCUGUUCUAGACUUGAUUUUAACAAAUAGGGAGGAACUCGUUGAGAAUUUGAAAGUAGAAGGAAGCUUGGGUGAAAGUGAUCAUGAAAUCAUAGAGUUUGCAAUUCUAAGGAAGGGUAGAAGGGAGUACAGCAAAAUAGAGACAAUGGAUUUCAGGAAGGCAGAUUUUGGUAAGCUCAGAGAGCUGAUAGGUAAGGUCCCAUGGGAAUUAAGACUGAGGGGAAAAACAACUGAGGAAAGUUGGCAGUUUUUCAAAGGGACACUAUUAAGGGCCCAAAAGCAAGUUAUUCCGAUGGUUAGGAAAGAUAGAAAAUGUGGCAAAAGACCACCUUGGCUUAACCACGAGAUCUUGUGUGACCUACAAAAUAAAAAGGCAUCAUAUAAAAAAUGGAAACUAGGUCAGAUUACAAAGGAUGAAUAUAGGCAAAUAACACAGGAAUGCAGAGGCAAGAUUAGAAAAGCAAAGGCACAAAAUGAACUCAAACUAGCUAUGGGAAUAAAGGGAAACAAGAAGACUUUUUAUCAAUACAUUAGAAGCAAGAGGAAGACCAAGGACAGGGUAGGCCCACUGCUCAGUGAGGAGGGGGAAACAGUAACGGGAGACUUGGAAAUGGCAGAGAUGCUUAAUGACUUCUUUGUUUCGGUCUUCACUGAGAAGUCUGAAGGAAUGUCUAGUUUAGUGAAUGCUUACGGGAAGAGGGUAGGUUUAGAAGAGAAAAUAAAAAAAGAACAAGUAAAAAAAUCACUUAGAAAAGUUAGAUGCCUGCAAGUCACCAGGGCCUGAUGAAAUGCAUCCUAGAAUACUCAAGGAGUUAAUAGAAGAGGUAUCUGAGCCUCUAGCUAUUAUCUUUGGGAAAUCAUGGGAGACGAGGGAGAUUCCAGAAGACUGGAAGGGGGCAAAUAUAGUGCCCAUCUAUAAAAAGGGAAAUAAAAACAACCCAGGAAACUACAGACCAGUUAGUUUAACUUCUGUGCCAGGGAAGAUCAUGGAGCAGGUAAUCAAAGAAAUCAUCUGCAAACACUUGGAAGGUGGUAAGGUGAUAGGGAAUAGCCAGCAUGGAUUUGUAAAGAACAAAUCGUGUCAAACUAAUCUGAUAGCGUUCUUUGAUAGGAUAACGAGCCUUGUGGAUAAGGGAGAAGCGGUGGAUGUGAUAUACCUAGACUUUAGUAAGGCAUUUGAUACAGUCUCGCAUGAUAUUCUUAUAGAUAAACUAGGAAAGUACAAUUUAGAUGGGGCUACUAUAAGGUGGGUGCAUAACUGGCUGGAUAACCGUACUCAGAGAGUAGUUAUUAAUGGCUCCCAAUCCUGCUGGAAAGGUAUAACAAGUGGGGUUCCGCAGGGGUCUGUUUUGGGACCGGUUCUGUUCAAUAUCUUCAUCAACGAUUUAGAUGUUGGCAUAGAAAGUACGCUUAUUAAGUUUGCGGACGAUACCAAACUGGGAGGGAUUGCAACUGCUUUGGAGGACAGGGUCAAAAUUCAAAAUGAUCUGGACAAAUUGGAGAAAUGGUCUGAGGUAAACAGGAUGAAGUUCAAUAAAGAUAAAUGCAAAGUGCUCCACCUAGGAAGGAACAAUCAGUUUCACACAUACAGAAUGGGAAGAGACUGUCUAAGAAGGAAUAUGGCAG
Gopherus flavomarginatus (Mexican gopher tortoise) is the source of this 2061-nucleotide messenger RNA. RefSeq lists its product as uncharacterized. The record is from RefSeq and is a predicted model, not a curated record. The coding region runs from base 131 to 1219 and encodes 362 amino acids. The transcript has 2 exons. Lineage: Eukaryota; Metazoa; Chordata; Testudines; Testudinidae. Gene Ontology annotation, molecular function: catalytic activity.